Molecule: messenger RNA, 1438 nt
Organism: Oppiella nova
Lineage: Eukaryota; Metazoa; Arthropoda; Arachnida; Sarcoptiformes; Oppiidae
Source: the annotation of a GenBank genome assembly
AUGGUUACGGGACCCUCGGAUACGGGUAUUGUGACCACCAUUAAGAAGGCGUCCUUUCAUGACAACGACACCUUCUACUUCAGGAGCGGUUCCAACCCGGAGAAUGCCUGGUCACCCAAAGGGGAUGACUAUAAAUCUAAGGAGAUAAUAGCGGUGCCCAAUAGGGGGGAGGAGAGCAACAUAUUCCUGCGAUUUAAGCCCAACACUAAGCAAACCCAACACAACGCCGGCUUUGAAAUAGCCUUCACUGCGUUCAGAGAGAAGGGCUCGACGUGUGGCGAUGACUUUGACUGCGAGAACGGGCGAUGCAUUUGGCCGGAGCUCCAGUGCGACGGAUAUAACAACUGCGGCAAUGAGAAGGACGAGGCCGGCUGUGCGGGAAUGUUUGACUCCGUACUGGUGCUGGUGGUGAGGAAGGCACCGGUUUGGCACUACUCCAUGGUUGCCAUCCCAUACUUGGUCACCACACAUAUCAUCAUAACAACGAGUGCCUUAAAGCCAACGCAACCACGCAUUCAGACAACUGGUUGUCUAACUGUACGACAAAACAAGUUCUUCGAUACACAGCCACAGCCGCAGAGGAGGCGGAGGAGGAGGAAGGCAUACAAAGCAUACAAACGCACAAUACUAUUGCCAAACCUAUUGCCAAAUUCAUUUAUUCCGGAGUACUGUAUACCCCUCAGCUAUAACCACAAUAUAAAUAAAGUGCAAUUACAAAGUAGUGGAAACGAUUCCGUGCUAAUCAUCACCGCAUACCUCUACGAAGGCUUAAAACUGACCGAUGGCUUUGAAUGUCAUGUGAUGGUUACGGGACCCUCGGAUACGGGUAUUGUGACCACCAUUAAGAAGGCGUCCUUUCAUGACAACGACACCUUCUACUUCAGGAGCGGCUCCAACCCGGAGAACGCCUGGUCACCCAAAGGGGAUGACUAUAAAUCUAAGGAGAUAAUAGCGGUGCCCAAUGGGGGAGAGGAGAGCAACAUAUUCCUGCGAUUUAAGCCCAACACUAAGCAAACCCAACACAACGCCGGCUUUGAAAUAGCCUUCACUGCGUUCAGAGUGAAGGGCUCGACGUGUGGCGAUGACUUUGACUGCGACAACGGGCGAUGCAUUUGGCCGGAGCUCCAGUGCGACGGAUAUAACAACUGCGGCAAUGAGAAGGACGAGGCCGGCUGUGCGGGAGUCAGCCUUUGGAUAAUUAUACUGUUGAUUGCCAUCGGAGUGCUCGUCGUAAUGCUGGCUAUUUUUGUCUGGUAUAGAAUGGCUCAGAGAUAAGGGCUGAGUCUCUCUGCACUUGGAUGUGUGUGCACUGUAUGUAUGGAUUGUCUCAUUAGAUAUUGUGCUCUAAAACCUCAUCACUUGUGGAUGUUUUCCGCUAACGAUUAAUCAUUGCAUUCGUUUCAUUCAAAUGGAUUUUUGUUACUAAUUAUUUCUCUCA